AUGUCGGACACACCGACGUCGCCCGAUCCCACCCCUGUGCCGGCUCCUGCCGUGUCGGAGCAGCCCGAAGCAUCCGCCGCCGCCGCACCCGUCGACGCAGCCGAAGCAGCACGUCUCAAACGCGAGGCCCGAAAAGCCCGAAUCCUCAGCAAAGGCUCCGAUCGCCUCGCUCGCAUCACCAACACUGGUCGUGGAGAAGGAGCCUCCGCUUACCUCAAAGACAACACCCCCUCCCUCCCCACCACCCCCACUCCCAACUCUUCGGCACAGCUCAACAACCCCAUCGCAGCCGCCAGGGACGACGACGAUCCGCUUGAAGUGGAUAUCUCCACCUUGUCACCCAGAGCAGGUCCGCCUAGAGGCGAAGAUGCCACGAAUCCGUUCGCAAUGUUCGGAAGUGGAGGCGAUCCGAUGAUGAUGGGAGGAGCAGGGCAAGGAGGACAGCAGAACCCGAUGGAGGCGUUGAUGGCCAUGAUGGGAGGCGCUGGAGGUGGCAUGGGUGGUCCACCCGGUGCUGAUGGUCAACCUGACAUGUCUGGCUUGCCGCCACAGCUUGCGGCUAUGAUGCAGCAAUUCGGUGCUGCCGGUGGCCCGGGUGGUCCAGGUGGUUCCUCUGCCGUACCUACCGCAACAACCACGAAGUCUCUCUCAGAACGAUGCUUCGACCUUUUGCAAGCAGUCCUCGUCGUAGCACUAGCCGUUGUCGCCGCCAAAUCAUCCCUGUUCGACACAAACCGCUCCUCCGUCCUCCCCGAUAGCGUCAGCGAAACGCUCGACAAGCUCCCAUCCUCCUCCUUCCCAUCAACAUUACGCAGAUGGGCCAAGCUAGGCUACCAACAACCAUCUCCACUCGAAUGGUCCUCCCCCCUCACCCUCACCACCACAAGCAGCACCACCCCCUUCGGCCUGCCGCUAUUCUGGAUCUUCCUCUCGCUCGAACUGAUGCUUCAAGCCGCACGCAUCGUCAUCUUCUCACGCAAAACCCCCGCGCCUCCUAGCUUGCUCUCGACGCUGACCGCCAUGCUUCCCAUCCCGAACCUGCAUAUGGCGGUGAGACUGGCGGGCAAGUAUUUGGCGCUGGUCAACGCUUUGGUGAACGAUGUGAGCUUGUUGGUGUUUGUGUUUGGAGUGAGUGUGCUGUGGAGCGGGUGGAAGUUGGGAGGUGUGGGGAUGCUCGAGGAUGCUGUGAAGGUGGGUGGGUUUGGACACGAUGAGUUGUAG
Messenger RNA from Pseudozyma hubeiensis SY62, 1221 nucleotides. RefSeq lists its product as hypothetical. NCBI's taxonomy places the organism in Eukaryota, Fungi, Basidiomycota, Ustilaginomycetes, Ustilaginales, Ustilaginaceae. Bases 1 to 1221 code for a protein of 406 amino acids. The transcript has a single exon. The record is from RefSeq and is a predicted model, not a curated record. Gene Ontology annotation, biological process: retrograde vesicle-mediated transport, Golgi to endoplasmic reticulum.